Messenger RNA from Closterium sp. Naga37s-1, 1356 nucleotides. The record is from the annotation of a GenBank genome assembly. Lineage: Eukaryota; Viridiplantae; Streptophyta; Zygnematophyceae; Desmidiales; Closteriaceae.
AUGCGGAGGGUGUUGAAAGUGCGGGUGGGUGGAGUGACAACGGGACAAGAUCGAGUGAAGCGUCGGAGGAUGUCAGCCGAUGAUGGGGGGGACGAUGACGUACAGCAGGAGCUGAGUAGCGGGGGAGGAGUGCUAACCGAGGAGGCGCAGCAAGGGAGUGGAGUAGGAGUGGUGAACGAGGAGCCGCAACAAGAGAGCAGAGUGGGAGUGUCAAAUGAGGAGACGCACGAAGACACACCAGAUGGGGCCAGAGGGGGAGGGGAAGCGGAGGAGGUGGCUGAUAUUAUCGGGAUCAAAUGGGCAGAUGUUGAUACGCUUUUUGAGUUUGAUCCUCAUCCCAUCCAUGCCCCGCGAGACAACAUCUGCACCGAUUACAUCCGCGAGUCAGCUGUGGAGCUUUUGGGCGUGGAUGAGAUCGGUGAUGCGAGGGGCUCCAUUGAGGCAGUGGCGGAGGUGGGAGAGGAGGGUGGCUCCCAACAUAAUGGUGCUCCAGAAAGUGCGAUGGGGAGGACUGGCAAAAGGUGGCAGGAAAAGAAGAGUGGAAAACGACCACGUGACGAUGAUGGAGAGGACGAUGGGGGCACAGACACAGUGGAGAGGGUUGUGAAAGAGUGGCGGAUUCGUGUACGCAAGGCAACUCGGGUGAAACGGGGAAAGAUGGAUAGGGUGCUCGGGCCAAUGGAUUGGAGUUGGGUUGACGAGGUUUUAGAGCGUUGGUCGAAGUUACGUGAGAGCGGGGAGGGGAUCCCGAGCACAAAUGCUGAUGAGGAAGGAGAAGAGGGGGUGGAGGGUACGGAGGAGGGUGUGGAGCUGAUGGUUCCGGUGGCAGCUGAGGGAGGAACAGGGACGGAUGCCCAAACCAUGUCGGGGGAAGAGGAGGAGACAGGUGGGGCGUCCGCCCUGCCUAGUGAGGGGGGGACGCCAUAUGUAGGAGAUCCCGGGACGGGGUUAGUGGUGCUCGCGAUGAUGUGCGUGGCCCUCUCAAACGAGCGAGACGAGUACCCUCUCGUUCGGGGUAUUACCCACGCAACCCCUCCUUUCUCCCCCUGCAUCCCCUCCUUUCCCCCCCUGCAUCCCCUCCUUUCUCCUCUCUGCACCCCCGCUUCUCUCCCCCUGCAUCCCCUCCAUUCCCCCCUGCAUCUCCACCUUUCCCCACCUGCAUCCCCGUCACUAUCACCCCCCCUGCAUCCCCUCCUUUCUCCCCCUGCAUUCCCUUGUCGUUUCCCCCCUUGCUUCCCCUCCUUUCCCCCCCUGCAUCCCCUCCUUGCCCCGCCCUGCAUCCCCUCCUUUCCCCCACUGCGUUCCCUCCUUUUCCCCCUUCGCGUCACAUCAGAUUCGCAAGGGGAUUUCAAGUAA